AUGGUCAACGUCAAAGUAGAGUUUUUAGGGGGUUUGGACGUUAUUUUUGAGAAGCAGAGAACAUACAAGCUAAAUGUGCCCUCUAAAGAUGAUUCAGAGGUGACCGUGGGUUCGCUAAUUGAUUAUAUAGUGGAGAAUAUGAUUAAAAACCCAAGAGAUAAAGAUGUGUUCAUCGAGAACGAUACAAUCAGGCCUGGUAUAUUGACAUUAAUAAACGACACUGAUUGGGAACUGGAGGGUGAAAAAGAUUACGUUUUGGAGGACGGUGACAUCCUGUCGUUCACAUCAACUCUCCACGGUGGUUGA
Molecule: messenger RNA, 306 nt
Organism: Lachancea nothofagi CBS 11611
Lineage: Eukaryota; Fungi; Ascomycota; Saccharomycetes; Saccharomycetales; Saccharomycetaceae
Source: the annotation of a GenBank genome assembly